GCCGUAAAACAACUUCAUGAUCAGUUCCAUAAUGAGGAGCUGAAUGUGAAGUUGCUGUUAGAGCAGCUAGAUAAAAUACCGCAAUCUUCAGAAAAUGCUUCGCAAUUACGAGCAACACUCAACGACGUAAUGGCUAUCAUUGCUCCUCUAUCUAGGUUUGAAGGUCACAUUGACGCACUCGAAUAUAAGGCCAAAGUGCGAAGAAAAUUUCCACCCAGCAUUCAACGGAAGUUGCUGUCGAAAGAGUACGACGACAGCAAUAUGUGGAGCAUGGAUACAUUGAUAUCCGAAACUCCCAGUACUCCGCAAACUACAAUCCUUCAUACCCAAGCUAGCGCUACUGUGCAAUACAGCUGCGCUGCUUGUUCUGGAUCACAUAAACUUCGUUACUGCAACAGGUAUAGAUCUGUUGAUUCGAAACGGCAACGCAUUCAGGAUUUAAAUAAGUGCUUCAAAUGUUUCUCAACAACACAUUAUCGCUCGCAAUGCGCAAAAGCUCCAUGCCGUUAUUGUGGUGGUCAGCAUAAUAUCUCGCUUUGUCGGAAAACCAGAUCGGAAAGCCCUAGUCCUUAUCGAAACCGUAACCCUUCGAACGCCCAGCAUAGUUCAAGAGAACGGUCAACCUCUAGAAGUAAUCGAGAACGAAGCGCAAGUAAAUCGUCACAGAGUCCCCUCCGUCGUAAUUCCAGCUCUCGUUCAAACUCGAGAUCACGACAACGGUCUGUUCCAGAUUCGUCGAAAUCAUCACGCGCUCACCCACGGUGCCAGACACCCCACCCUCGCAGCCCUACGAUGGUUAACACUGCAAUGUCGGACAUCGAGGACAACGUUAUUUCGGGUGAUGAGGAAGUUGUUUUUAUUCACCGAACGGACGUGAGUUCGUCUGAGUCUUCUUCGCGUUUGAUGGUUAUUCCAGUCACUGUUUAUAAUCCAUCAAAUCAACUGAAGGAAUCAGUCUAUGCUCUAAUUGACACUGGUUCCACUAGAAGUUUCAUUUCAUGCUCUCUUGCGAAACGCCUUGAUUUGCCUUCUUCAUCUAGCUCUUCCUAUAUUUUGACAACUUUUGGAGGUAAACAGGAAAAACGUAAAUCUCGAAAAUGCAGUGCAUGCCUGGUUGAUCUUCGCGGAGAAGAGAUUCACAUGAACCUCCUGUCGGUAGACGUUAUAUCGCACACUAUUAUCCUUCCACGUUUAUCUCUAUCCGACAUUAGCCAUGCUCAUCAAUACCUUUCAAAUGAAAGCCUUCUCAACGAGGCUGAUAUUGAAGUGUCACCAGAUAUUCUUAUAGGCAUCGAUUAUUAUAACAAUAUUAUGAACGUAACCGAAACACCAUUGCAAUUACCAUCUGGACUUCAAGCAAUACCCACCAUUUUUGGUCAUGUCGUAACAGGAAAAUGUUCGGAAUUAGAUCAAACCAGUCAUCAUUGCUUUAUGACUGCUUUACCUGAACAUGAAUCCCUUCCUGAUAUCUCUUUG
This is a messenger RNA of Ostertagia ostertagi, 1476 nucleotides long. NCBI's taxonomy places the organism in Eukaryota, Metazoa, Nematoda, Chromadorea, Rhabditida, Trichostrongylidae. The record is from the annotation of a GenBank genome assembly.